UCACCUUAUUAUUUUCGACGAAAAACUCACAAUUGUCAAAAUAACAGUGUCAAUUGUUAUUUGUUUAAUUGUCCUCAAACUUUAAAGUUCUAAAACAAACUGUGAAGUAAUCAAAUUUACUAAUUAAAUAUAAAUACGCAUAAAAUGAUCAAUAUCUGAACCUCAUGAGUUGAAUAACCGUUGAGAGUGAAUAAUAGUUAACAGACUUCCAGACUAAAAGUUCUUAUUACACGCAAUAGAGGAAUGGAAUUUAAAGUUCGAAACCACUGAAAAAUAUAAAAAUGGGCAGGCAUAAAGAUUGGAGAAAAGUUGCUAAACGUGAAAGAAGAAGAAAAAUUCGGACCAAAGCUGCUAGGGAACUGGACAGUUGUCCAUCUCCCUCAUGUAGUGAAUAUACAACAUGGCUUAAAGAACAGGAAUUGCUAGAAAGAUUUGAACUAGAACAAAUAGAAUUUCACAAUAAAAAGGAGAAUGAAAAGUGGAUUGAAGCUGAAAUAAUAGCAAUAGAAAAAUACAGAAGAAUUCAGGAAGAAAAAGAAAAGCAAAAUCAAAUACAAUUAGAAAAUGAAUUAAAAAUUAAACAAGAAUUAGAAUUAGAAAAGCAACGUAAAGCUAAAGAAGCAGAGAGAUUAAAAGAAAUAGAAGAAGAGAACAAAAAAAGACAAGAACAAUUUAUGUCUAAUUUAGAAAAGUUUUUGAGUGGAGAUUGUUCAGAUCCACCACAAGAAUUGCUUAUAUACCAUGAAACAAGACCAAACACUGAAUUAUGCCCUUUCUUUAUUAAAACGGCUUGCUGUCGUUUUGGUGACCAGUGUUCAAGAAACCACCAAUAUCCUGGAAUUAGUAAAAUACUUUUAGCCACAAAUUUCUAUAUUCAUUUUGGCUUGGAGAAUGCAAACUAUAAUGAAUAUGACACAGAUAUCAUGUUGGAAUAUGAAGAUAGCGAAACACUCAGGGAUUAUAGAGAAUUCUUUUAUGAUGUUCUACCUGAAUUUCAGAAGCUUGGCGAAGUUGUUGAAUUUAAGGUUUGUAAUAACUACGAGAAACACCUACGUGGUAAUACCUACAUAGAGUAUGCAGACCUGCGAAGUGCUGUGAAAGCGUAUCGCACGUUACACGCGCGAUGGUAUGGAGGAAGACAAAUGUCAUUACAAUUCUGUCAAAUACCAUCUUGGAAAGCAGCUAUAUGUGGUCUACAGUCAAGGAAAAGAUGUCCAAAAGGCCGUGCAUGUAACUUUUUGCAUGUAUUUUCAAAUCCAGAAAAGUUUUUUAGAAGGAAUUAUAGUACUGAGAGAAGGCGAAGGACACCGCCACGUUCAUGGCGAUGGUCAGAAUCACCCGAACGAGAAAUAAUAAAAAGGAAGCGUUCAAGAUCCAAAGAUAGACGAGAUACCAAAAUUAGAAGAAAGCGGCGUCAUUCAAAAAGAAUCCGAUCUGAUAGUUAAUUAAAAUUAUACUGCCGUACUCGUAAGACCUU
This is a messenger RNA of Pieris rapae (cabbage white), 1477 nucleotides long. RefSeq names its product U2 small nuclear ribonucleoprotein auxiliary factor 35 kDa subunit-related protein 2. Gene Ontology annotation, biological process: mRNA splicing, via spliceosome. Gene Ontology annotation, molecular function: metal ion binding; pre-mRNA 3'-splice site binding. The record is from RefSeq and is a predicted model, not a curated record. The transcript is spliced from 8 exons. Bases 282 to 1445 code for a protein of 387 amino acids. NCBI's taxonomy places the organism in Eukaryota, Metazoa, Arthropoda, Insecta, Lepidoptera, Pieridae. Gene Ontology annotation, cellular component: U2AF complex; spliceosomal complex.